Daktulosphaira vitifoliae (grape phylloxera) is the source of this 2373-nucleotide messenger RNA. RefSeq lists its product as uncharacterized. NCBI's taxonomy places the organism in Eukaryota, Metazoa, Arthropoda, Insecta, Hemiptera, Phylloxeridae. Bases 867 to 1703 code for a protein of 278 amino acids. The transcript has 2 exons. The record is from RefSeq and is a predicted model, not a curated record.
CACUCGCGCACCGUCGCACAUAGGUCAAUUUUCACGAUCUACGCGGUCAAAAUUGGAUUUUCCAAAGAUCCGGAAAUCGUUAAAAACCAAUUAUCGGUGAUUAGUAAACGUUUCAGGGAAUCCCAAAUUACCCAUUAUAACUACCCCACGUCAACCUCGAACGUGCAGAGGUAGUUGGAACUUGACCAUCAACCAGUGCGCUAUUCUUCGGGAUUACAGUGUUACAAGCAACCACAAGUUUGAACAUAAAUAUUUCUUUUCCAGUGUCAGUGUUUGAGGUGAAUGUGGUGGAUUUCGAUAACCAAGGAACUGCCAGCACAUCAGGUGUGAAAACUGUUUCCCGGAGAUACCUCUAUGAAAUAAUGAGAGACCAAAAUUUACCAAAUUUUGACGCAAAACUCGAUUAUCUGGAAAAUCAUUUACUAUCGAACUAUGGCACCACUGAUGAUGAUUUAAAAACAAUUAAACACAGAUUUUCUAUAUUUAAAGCAAAUUUAAAGGAAAGGUGGGCGAAAUCUCACAGAAUGGAUGACAAUUUUUUGAAAUGUAAUGAGUCUUGACUUGAGGGAGCUUUCGAACUUCCGUUAAAAUUGUUGAAUCGACCGGGACGCCCUACAAAAACUUUUGAUACCGCUAGUGAACGAACCAAGCGUCGAAAAACUGAAGAAAUUAGGUUAAAUGUCGAAGAUGACAUAAUUGUCCACGCUACACAAACAACCUUAAGAGCACAAGGAAAAAGAGAUGUGUCACAUAUUCUUAAAGAAAUAACGAAUCAUCCUGAUCGAGCUCACGAAUAUAAAAAAGCAGUCGACGAAAAAGAAAAUAAAGAUUGUGUUACGCCUUUGACACCAUUACAAGCUCUGACAAUGUUCGUUGAGGCUGAUCUUACAAGACGUCAAUACGAAAUUAUCCGAAAUACAAAUAAGGCAUUUUAUCCUCCUUAUUACCUUUUGUUAAAAGCAAAACAAGAAUGCUUUCCACCAAAGGAAUGUUUGAGAGUUACGAGCACCUGUGCGGAAAGCAGCUUACAGAGCCUUAUUGACAAUACCAUUAAGCGGUUAUCAAUUUUCUUGGAAGAAGUGCUAUUAACGCUUAACGAAGAAGAGAGAAAUUCCUUGAAUAUAAUUUGUAAAUGGGGUUGCGAUGGCUCUCGGCAAGCUAAAUACAAGCAAAAAUUCGAUGAUGAUAUGGAAUCAGAUGCUAAUUUAUUUUUGAGCUCAUUUGUGCCACUUCAAGUAGUGUGUGGAAACAACAAUAAAGUAAAAUGGCAAAACCCUACGCCCCCGUUCCCACGAUUUUGCCGUCCAAUAAGAUUCAGAUUUUUAAAAGAAUCAACUGAUGUCACAAUGGAAGAAAUAAAUUAUGUCGAAGACUCCGUGAAAGGACUAAAAGCAACAGAAAUAAAUAUGAACGAAAUCAAAUUCACUUUUAAACAUUCUUUUAACAUGACUAUGGUAGACGGGAAAAUAUAUAAUGCUGCAACCGGAACCAAGUCUGCAAGUAGGUGCUAUAUCUGUGGUGCAACAUCGAAAGACUUUAACAAAAUUGACAAGAAGGAGACAUCAAGUUCAACUGGAUUUAAUUUUGGGCUCUCUGUAUUGCACGCCAGAAUUAGACUGUUUGAAAGUGUUUUACAUUUGGCAUAUAAAUUACCAGUUAAAAAAUAUAGAGAGAGGAGGACUGACAAAGAGAAAGAACUGUAAGCAGAAACGAAAAAGCACAUCCAAGAGAGGUUUCGGAUUGAAACUGGAUUACUGGUGGACAUGCCUAAAACAAAUUUUGGAAAUACCAAUGAUGGUAACACCAGUAGAAGAUUUUUUGAAAAUCCCCAAUUGGCUGCAGACAUAACCAGUAUAAACUUCGAAUUAAUUUACAGAUUAAAAGUUAUAUUAGAAACUAUUUCGAGUGGCCAUAGAAUCGACACUCAAAAAUACGGUGAAUACGCCGAAGAAACCGCAAAAUUGUAUAUAGACUUAUAUGGAUGGCACCCUAUGACUCCAACUAUGCAUAAAAUUUUAAUACAUGGAGCAACUAUAAUUGAAAAGGCUCUGCUACCAAUAGGUCAAUUGUCGGAAGAGGCUGCAGAGGCACGUAAUAAGCAUUUCCGCAUAUAUCGCCAGAAUUUCGCUAGGAAGUUUUCUAGAGAACACUGUAAUCGGGACGUUUAUAACAGAUUAAUAUUGAGUUCAAAUCCACUAAUAAGCAGUCUAAGACCCAAGAAGACAUCUAUAUCAAAAAGUUUUUGUCCCGAAACAAUUGAAAUGCUAUUGUCUGCAGAUCCUUACUGCGAACUUGAUAGAGAUGACGACCAAGAUGACUCCAUACUUGAAUAAAUAAAGAAUUACUGUACAUAUAUUAUUAUUAUAUUUUUUG